AUGCUUCAACCAAUCGAAGCUAGAGACGAAAAUGAUGCCGAUUCAUCGAUUGGUGAUGAUGUCGCAAGCUCCACCACCUCCGUAUCAUCAAGCAUCCUCGAGUACAGAAAGUUCCAAGGCCGGACGUACCACAGCGAAAAGUACAAUUCCGAAUACUUCGCCCCAAAUGACGAACGGCAAAGGGAUUCGAUGGAUAUCUCGGACUGGUACUGUGACUUUGCCGAUGAGUAUCCAGAAGCCGAGGUCAUCGGCACAGACCUCUCUCCCAUCCAACCAAGUUGGGUGCCCCCAAAUGUCAAAUUCGAACUCGAAGACGCGACAAAUACAUGGAGCUGGCCAGACAAUUAUUUUGACUUUAUCCACAUACGCUACCUCAUCGGUGCAAUUGCCGACUGGGGCGCUCUGUUCAAAGAAGCCUUUCGGUGUUGCAAGUCUGGGAGUUACUUCGAGUCCGUCGAGGUGAAUCCACUCUUCAAAAGUGACGAUGAGAGUAUCAACAAUAUAGCUCCAAUCCAAACUUGGAACAAGAUCUGCAGAGAGAGCGAAAAGGCCUUUGGGCGGAGUUUGUGCGAGGUUGAGAAUGAUACUCAACUACUCGGCGAAGUUGGGUUUGUUGAUUUGCAAGUCACCGAUUUUAAGGUUCCUGUUGGCGGAUGGGCCAAAGAUACAAAUCUGCAGCGGGUUGGCCAAUUUCAUCGUGCGGGUAUAGAGAAUGAUCUCCAAGGAUAUACCUUGAUGACUUGGCAAAAGGUCUUUGGAUCUCCUGGCAAAGAGUAUCAGUUGUUUCUGAUGCAGAUGAGACAGGCAUUGAGAGAUAAGAAUGUUCACGGAUAUAUGCGCAUACGAUUCAUAACCGCGAGGAAGCCGUAG
Molecule: messenger RNA, 870 nt
Organism: Fusarium graminearum PH-1
Lineage: Eukaryota; Fungi; Ascomycota; Sordariomycetes; Hypocreales; Nectriaceae
Exons: 7
Coding region: 1-870 (289 amino acids)
Molecular function (GO): methyltransferase activity
Source: RefSeq, a predicted model, not a curated record